Sarcophilus harrisii (Tasmanian devil) is the source of this 1671-nucleotide messenger RNA. RefSeq lists its product as uncharacterized. NCBI's taxonomy places the organism in Eukaryota, Metazoa, Chordata, Mammalia, Dasyuromorphia, Dasyuridae. The coding region runs from base 289 to 819 and encodes 176 amino acids. The transcript is spliced from 3 exons. The record is from RefSeq and is a predicted model, not a curated record.
CAAAGGUCAAGAGGAAAAGGCAUGAGGUUGGCAAGACCCCCUGAGGGAUUUCCAUUAUCCUAUCCACCACACCAACUGCUGGACCUAGAAGAACUUCUUUCAUGGGUGGAAAGCAGAAGUAGCAUUUGACUCAGACAAACUUCCCACACCAACCAUGCUUUUUGUUGUCAGCAUGGAGACUGGUCGGCACAGCCAGAGUUCAGCAGUACACUUACCCUGAUCCAACUUUUAAUUCUAUUCUCUCACACCUUAUCUCUCCCAAGCUCAACUCCUUGGAGAGCAGUGCUGAUGCCUUUGAAGAGAAGGAAAUGGUGUCUCUCAAAAAUAUUUAAGCCAUCUGCCUCUGAAUUGAGGAGAAGGGAAAAGGGGUUCAUUCUGGAUUGUAUUGCAGUGGACAAGUUAGAAAAAGGAACCCAUGGUCUCUUGCCAGAGUAUAGCAUCAUUCCUCGUUACAGUGCUCAGAAGGAUCCACACCUAGUGGACCAUUUGGCAACCAAGGAGUCAUCUCAGUUUCAUUGGGGAAAAGAUCCAUUGUCUAAAUUGUUAAUGAUCCAUAAGGAGGAAGAGGAAGCAAGGAAAGAUAUUAUAGGACCAAUGGCUCUACAUCUCAGGAGGAGGAACAGACCAGGUGCAGGUCAUUCUGUGGAAGAAGUACAAGGACAUGACUUUCUAUUUUCUUCUCUCAAACCAGUCCCAGGAUACAAUGGUGUCCUUGGAUACAGGAGAAACUGCCCAAAAUUACGCAACAUGCCUUCAUCUUUUGGCAUAAUAACUCCUCUGGAAACUGGAGAGCAUGGGGGGGUGUUGAUUUUAAAUUAAUCCUGUGUCUAUUCUUGUUAAUUUAUUAACUGAUUCUUUUAGGCCACACUAAUAACAGAAUGUCCAGUCAUGUAAUAUCAUGACACAUACUGAACUUAGACCCUUAUUAAAACCAUAAUUAACACCUUCCCUAACAUGCUAGUUACCCCAAAUGUAGCUCAAAAGAAUCAUUGUUUAGGGAAAGCAGAAAGUAUAAGAUGUCUUAACAACUGGUAACUUGUUAGUUUAAUUAUCCUUGCCCCACUCAGUUUCUAUGCUGCUAAAGAAAUGGAAAAGCACUGUUAAAAUGUAACAAAAUUUUAAAUUGCUGUUGUUAUUUAUUUAUUAUUUUAUCCUUUAAAUUUUGUUGCCACUCUAUAUUAAAUUGCUAACACCUCAAGGGCAGAGAAUGGCUUUUUUUAAAUUACUGUAUCAACAAUGCUUAAUAUAGAACCUAAGAUAGUAGGUGCUUAAUCAAUGUUUUAUUGGAUUGGAAAAUAUUCCCAAAAUAUUCCCAAAGUAAUUGGUAAGGUUCUUGAGGGAAGGAAUUCUAUUUUAGUUCACUCUAUACCUCUUCCAAAGCACAGAACACAUUGGCUGUGUAAUAAUAAAAGUUAACAGUAACAACGCACCCAUGGAAAGAAAUCCAAUCCACUAACCCCCUCUUUUAUGUGCUAGGCUUUCUCCUAAUUCUGUAAUCAACUUAUUGGUAUAUCAAGCUAUUCCUGAGAAUAUGCAGGUAUUUCUUGAGAGUUAUUCUGCAACAUGAAAACAAUUCUUAGCUCAUCUGUCUUUGUCAAUUUGAAUGAAAAUUUCUGUUGGCUUACAUAGUUUAGUUCUUUAUAUAGCCUCUUGUAGCAAUAAGCAACACAU